AUGGCAAUUGGUUUGAAUGAUUAUAGCAAAAAGUUUAUUAAUUCUACAUUGAAUUCUAUUAAUGAACGUUUUGGACAAGAUUCUCGUAUUAUCAUGGAUAAUAUUUCAAUGUUUACAAAAUUAAAUGAUUAUAGUAAUGAGGAAGUAUUGAAAAAUCCUUUAUUAAAUUUAUAUUUCAAUGAAAUGUAUUAUAAACACAAAACAGUUAAUCAUAAAAUAUAUGAACGAACUGAUGAACCUUUAUUAUGUUUUGCAAAAUUAGAAAAAGAACUUCCACAAAUUCGUGUUUUAUUAAAAAGUGCAAAUAAUGAAGUUAAACGAAGGCAAGAAAAGAAAACAAUUAAUGAUGAAGUUUGUUUAUUAGAUAUAUUAAAGUUUUUAUCAGUGAAUGGAAAUUAUUUAGUACCUGAAUGGUUAAAAUUAUAUCAAAUAUUAACUACUUUACCUAUUGGAUCUAAUGAAUGCGAAAGAAGUUUUAGUGCAUUAAAGCGAAUUAAAACCAAAUUACGAAAUAAUCUCUCAUCCACAGCGUUAGAAACGGCUGCGAAGGUUAAUGUUUUAAAAUCGAAUGUUACUAAUGAUGAUUUAGAUGAUAUCGUGCAACAUUUUUGUAUGUAUCCAGGAUGA
Rotaria sp. Silwood1 is the source of this 627-nucleotide messenger RNA. The record is from the annotation of a GenBank genome assembly. Lineage: Eukaryota; Metazoa; Rotifera; Eurotatoria; Philodinida; Philodinidae.